Molecule: messenger RNA, 2460 nt
Organism: Magnusiomyces paraingens
Lineage: Eukaryota; Fungi; Ascomycota; Dipodascomycetes; Dipodascales; Dipodascaceae
Exons: 1
Coding region: 1-2460 (819 amino acids)
Molecular function (GO): nucleic acid binding
Source: RefSeq, a predicted model, not a curated record
AUGCGUCCUAACCACAAUUUUCAGCGUGGGCCGAGAAGCAAUAGCGGUUUCUACGAUUCGCGGCCAUCAUCAUCUCCUCCUCAUUAUUACAAACACAAUAAUAAUAGCAACAACUACAAAAGACAACGACCACCGCAAGACCUUUACAGAAAUACAAAAGAUUCGGCGAUCAGUAGCACCAACAGAUCUAAUAAAGAAAAUACAGUGUCAUUAUUAGUUGAUGCUGAUUUUCAAAAAGAAAUUGGCUCUGUCAAAGAAUCUGAUAUCUCUAUGGUGAUUGCACUUUUGGGUGUUACGGUUCCCCAGAUUGAAAUGGCACCUACAAACAAUUGUGCUUUAGCUCAGUUAACAUUUAACAAUGGACAAGAAAUGAAUACCUUUAUAAACCAUAUGUCUAAACAGCAAAAUGGAUCACGGACUCUCCAGAUUAACAAAGAUCUGGUGGUAACUUUAGACUACCCAGGCUGCUCUAAUCCAACAAGCAAACCCGAAGAAGAAAAAAAAAUAAGUACAGUCAACUCUUCCAAUACGGACAACCCCAAACAUUCUCAUGAAGAAAUACAUUACAGAGAUGACAAUAUCCGUGAACGUGAUCAUACUAGAGACCGAAGGUACCACUCUGAACGUGACCGAUACCACAGAGACGACCGCGACAGAGUUUUCCUAGAUUACAGAGACAAUGCAGACCAUAACGCCGGCCAAUAUAGGCCCCGAGAUGACCAUUAUAAUCGCAAAAAAAGGAGACUUAGCAAAAAUCAAGAAAGGAAUAAUAAACCUUUAGAUGUUGGAUUGUUUCGACAUUCUCAUGAUAAUAAAGAUGUCUGUGGAGACACCGAUAUUGGAAACAUGCCCACGCCCAUGCUCUUAUUUCAGUCUCUGGAUCCAAAUAUGCAUACAGAGGAAGUACUUUACAACCUCGUAAAUAAAAAAUUAGGUUCUGAUGUCAAAAAUAGUAUACCCAAACACACUCAGACUAGCGGAAACAUUGUUCGUCGUGUAUUUUUGGUAAAGUAUAAAAAAGCCCCCGUUAAACCAAAAGAGCUUGAAAAUGCUAAACCCUUCGAACCCCUUGAUUCCCCAGAAAAUGGAAACUCUUCUGAUAACAAGAACAAAAACUCUGCUUCGAAAGAAAAUCAAAGUGACAAGUCUCUACAACAAAACUCUGCUGGCUUUGCAUUUGUGGAGUUUGGAAAUCUCGCUCUUGCCACAGCUGCAUAUACACAUCUCAAUAGCAAACAACAUUUAUCCCAAAUCCAAUCAGAUCUAGAGCCGGGUGAACCCCCUAAUUUGGCUCAUAUAAAAGCGUCAUACGUUUCUCUAGGUUCAUUCCAGCCGGCGUCCAAAGACGGUAUCAAGCAUGGCUAUACAUUCACAUCUGUUGCUGGUCAGCAAAUGGAGUACUGGAACCAGGACAUGUUUUUGGCAGAGUAUCCCCAACCCAGUGCAAAUGGCACUAAAGAAUUAUCUGAAGAACCUUCCAAAGAAGAAAACACUGAAAAAACUGGAGACGCAGAGCAUGCUCAGGAAGUGUCGGGAUAUGCGUUGUAUCAGCAAUUAAAGCAAAAAGAAGCAGUUUCACGACCACUUUUUUCUAUUCCAAAUAUAAAGGCAACUUCUACACAUCUGCAAGCCGUUAAAAAUCAAGUAAGAAACCCUCUUGAAAUACGGUCUCCCCUAGAAUCCCUGGGAAAAGAAAAGAGUAGUUCAGGGCGAGAAGAAAGGCACCACAAGAUCAAGUCUGGUAAAAAUGCAGCAAUGUUACAGCAGAUGAAUAAAUGGAAAACAAAACGUGCUGAAUUUCUCUUAGAACGUGAAAAGGAAGAAAAUCAACUGGAAGAAAAACAAGCUGAAUCCAAAAAUGAGUCACUGUUUGUGGUUACUGCUGAUGAACCUCCUGACGAGCACCGAAAAUUUUCACUUCCUCAAAAUGAUGAAAAUUCUAAUAAAUCAGAGGAUGACAGUUCUAUUUCUGCAAAGUUUCUUGAUUUUGACGGACUCACAUGUUUUUUGUGCUCGUAUCGUUGUUAUUCCACCCGUGAGCUAAAUGCUCAUGCCAAAUCCACAGAACAUUUGAAUAACAUGAAGAUCAAGCAGCGAGUUAACUCAGCCCGCAUUAUGCUCGACUUUAAACACUCCGAAGAUGACUCCAAUUCUUCAAAUUCUUCAGUUGCUAGUUCCGGGUCUUUGAAAACAGGAGGUGAGGAAAAACCUCCUGUUGCAUUGAGCUUUGGUGCCCAGAUGCUCCAGAAAAUGGGCUGGAAAGAAAACACAGGCCUUGGUCGUAUGAGUGAUGGAAUUAGACGUGCUAUUAUGCCAAAUACUAUAUAUGGCUCCACAGGGAUAGGACUGGGAGCACCUCCUUCUGAACAAUCCUUAUUGUCAUCCGGUGUCGGAAGUGGUGAUUCCAAAAAACGCAAGGUCUCUCAAGUUCCUUUUUUUGAACGAGCCAAAAAACAGUGA